Molecule: messenger RNA, 801 nt
Organism: Guillardia theta CCMP2712
Lineage: Eukaryota; Cryptophyceae; Pyrenomonadales; Geminigeraceae
Exons: 7
Coding region: 1-801 (266 amino acids)
Source: RefSeq, a predicted model, not a curated record
AUGGACUUGAAGGCAGCAUACAACAAUGCUACAACCACGAGCAGCUCCUUGCAGACUACACCGCUCCAUGAUGCUAAGAACGGCAAGUCGUGGUUUGUCAAGCCAUGGACCAGCUUUCAGGCAGCAGCGUCGUUGCCAGACAAAGUCCCUGGAUACGAGCGCGUGCAUGUCAUCAAGAGGACAUAUUUCACGAUAUCAUUGUUCACACAGCUGAGGGACUUGAAUAGUUCUCAAGAGAUAUUCGUGAAGUCCGCCAGACACCUGAUAUCAAUCAUUCUCAGCGAAGCUUUGAACUUCGUUCCCUUCAUGCCGAAGAUCGUCAACACACCAGUGGACGGCGCUACUUACACGGGGCUGGAAAUGACAGAUGUCGAGAACUUGUGCGUGGUGAGCAUUCUUCGCGCUGCCGACAGCAUGGCGGACCACAUUUCGCACCACCUGCCUGGGUUGCCUGUUGGGAAGAUUCUCAUUCAAAGGGACGAAAAGACAGCCAAGCCGAAUGUCUUCUUCAAGAAGUUUCCCAAGAACAUACAAGCGAAGCGAGUAAUCUUGGUCGACCCUAUGCUAGCUACAGGGGGGAGUGCAGCAGAAGCUAUCCAGAUAUUGAAGGAUGAUGGUGUACCGGAACACUGUAUCCUCAUGGUUUGCAUAGUCGCAGCAGAUGAAGGGCUGCAGCUUCUCACCAAGAGGUUUCCUCAGGUUCGAAUCGUUUGCGGGGAAAUCGACAGGGGAUUGAAUAGCCAGAAGUACAUCGUUCCUGGAUUGGGAGAUUUUGGGGAUAGAUUCUUUGGCACAAACUGA